This is a messenger RNA of Auxenochlorella protothecoides, 468 nucleotides long. RefSeq lists its product as hypothetical. Bases 1 to 468 code for a protein of 155 amino acids. Lineage: Eukaryota; Viridiplantae; Chlorophyta; Trebouxiophyceae; Chlorellales; Chlorellaceae. The record is from RefSeq and is a predicted model, not a curated record. The transcript is spliced from 2 exons. Gene Ontology annotation, molecular function: Hsp90 protein binding.
AUGGAGGGCACCCACAGUAGCUGGGAGCAGCUGUCACAGCACUACAAGCCGCCCUUGAUAAAGGGCCUGACACAGGGCCCCUGCCACCCCGCCACCAACCGCACCCUGCUGGCCCUCCGCCUGCGGGACUAUGCGGCGGCGGAGCGCCAGGCCUGCGCCGCGCUGGACGCCUCCCCGCAAAACCCCGGCCUCUACGACCUGCGCUGCGCCAUCCGCUUGUUCCGCAGGGACCAUGAGGGCGCGCUGGAAGACGCCAGGAGCACGACCUCCCUGGACCCCGGCGCGGGCCGCGCCUGGGCCUGCCUCGGCGCGGCCCAGCUCGGCCUGGGUCACCCGCGUGCCGCGCUUUCCGCCUUCCAGCACGCGCUGGCGCUGGAGCCGGGCGACCGACUUGCCGGCGAGGGGCGGGCGCUGGCGGAGACGGCGCUGCAGGCCCAGCCCGGCCGCCGCGAGGCCGUGCUGGAGUAG